This is a messenger RNA of Histoplasma capsulatum G186AR, 712 nucleotides long. RefSeq lists its product as uncharacterized. The record is from RefSeq and is a predicted model, not a curated record. The transcript has 3 exons. NCBI's taxonomy places the organism in Eukaryota, Fungi, Ascomycota, Eurotiomycetes, Onygenales, Ajellomycetaceae. Bases 84 to 476 code for a protein of 130 amino acids.
GCCAUUCUGCAAGCUCAAAUUUGCCAGUCAAAUUCCCGCGAAACAAAGCUCCUUAAUGCCAAAGGUGAACACCAAAAGACACGAUGUCCGAGUGUUAUCCACAGCAAAACUCGCCCGGUGCUUCAUGCGGAGCUGACAAGCUAGUCUGCAUCACUCUCGAGGAGCUGCUGCAAAGAAAUCCUCAAGCAAGAAUGAGUGAUCUGCCUACUGGUACUCGAGUUCUUGUUAACGCCCAAUAUUGGGUUACGGUUGGCAAAGACAGUCCUCAGGGGGAAAGCGGAGUUGGGACACAACAAAACAUCAAGAAAAUGGAAAAAACCCCACCUGACGGCAAGGAUUCUGAGAGGAUCACUGAAAUCAAACGGUUACAGGAAGAGAGGGCAGCAGUAGAAGCUUGCCUCCUUAUAGUGCGGAAGGCAGAAAAUAUGCUGUCCGAGGGCAGCCGGGUAACCGACGACGAAUGGCAGAUGGCAUAAAUGGGAUAAUAUCUCAGGCAAUUAUCAUUGUUAUUAUCAAGUUUAACAUCCAUGUCUAGCCUAUAAGCUACGGCAGGCUCGUCUCGGGUAAUAAAAGGAUGUACGCAGAGUAGUUAAUUCCACUCAAUUGUGGAUUUGUCAAUUGUUUGUUUGACAGUAUUUUGCGGGUCAUUUAGAUAGGCAGGCAUGACAACAUUCAUAUCUCUUAACAAAGUGGCAAUUUUAUCAUCCUAGAA